AAUUUGGGCAAGUCAAAGGUAUUUCUGCCAUAGCCGUCGUUCCACCUUCUUCAGAAGGAACAAUCAAACGUGUGUUUGAGCUGCAGCUGCACCCAAUUUACAGAGAAGAUGAAGAUCACGGCGUUGCUUGUUCUUAAAUGCAAUCCCGAUGGAUCGUCGGAUCCGGUGAUCCUAGCAAAUGCCACGGACGUCAGCCAUUUCGGUUACUUCCAGAGGUCUAGCGUCAAGGAAUUCAUAGUCUUUGUUGGUCGUACAGUCGCUAAACGUACGCCUCCAUCGCAACGUCAAUCCGUUCAACACGAAGAAUACAAGGUGCAUUCCUACAAUAGAAAUGGUCUUUGUGCUUUGGGCUUUAUGGAUGAUGACUAUCCCGUUCGAAGUGUGUUUUCACUUCUAAACCAAGUAUUAGACGAGUACCAAAAGAAUUUUGGUGAUUCUUGGAAAGCUGUUCAAACAGAUUGCAGUCAGGCAUGGCCAUAUUUAGAUGAAGCUUUGACCAGAUUUCAGGAUCCUGCCCAGGCAGACAAGCUGCUGAAAAUUCAGAGGGAGUUGGACGAAACAAAAAUUAUACUUCACAAGACUAUCGAUAGCGUACUUGAAAGAGGUGAAAAGCUGGACAGUUUAGUCGAGAAAAGUUCAGACCUCAGUACAGCUUCACAGAUGUUCUACAAACAGGCAAAGAAAACAAACCAAUGCUGUACAAUACUGUAAACAGAAGAUGGUUAUGAUUGGAUUAUAUAUGUUCUAUUUUCAUACUUUUUCUGUUGCUUCUUGGGAUUGAAUGUAAAAUCUUUGAUACCCAUGUGAUAUAUGUUUGAUACAAUUUGUAACCUAUGUUGGAUUCAUGUAUAAAAAUUAAAAUACAUCCCUUUUUUAAUUA
Messenger RNA from Cynara cardunculus var. scolymus (artichoke), 880 nucleotides. RefSeq names its product VAMP-like protein YKT61. Gene Ontology annotation, cellular component: membrane; Golgi apparatus. The transcript has 6 exons. The coding region runs from base 109 to 711 and encodes 200 amino acids. NCBI's taxonomy places the organism in Eukaryota, Viridiplantae, Streptophyta, Magnoliopsida, Asterales, Asteraceae. The record is from RefSeq and is a predicted model, not a curated record. Gene Ontology annotation, molecular function: SNAP receptor activity. Gene Ontology annotation, biological process: endoplasmic reticulum to Golgi vesicle-mediated transport.